AUGGGCGUGACCGAGAUCUCUUCCGCCCCAAGGGACCGUUGGCUUCACACGCAAGAAGAGCUUAUGAAAUUUUCGCCCUCCCGCAAGCACAUGACCUACGAGCAGGAGCUUACUCUCCGCCAGAAGAUCGGUCGCUUCAUCAAUGGGAUCGCCGAUCGGCUCAACGCGAAUGUCGAAAGGCAAUUCCAGUUUCGUACGAUGUCGAUCUGCUCAGCUAUCGUCCACGCCAAUCGCUUCUUCUACGUGCACUCGUUUCGCGACAUCGAUCUGCGCGACGUCUGCUUGGCCUCCGUUUUUCUAACCGCAAAAUCGGACGAUUGCCCGCGCAGCCCGCGUUCGAUUUUGCUGGCUUGGUGGAACAUGCGUUUCGGUGUGUCGAAGAUCCCGGUCAAGCUUUACGAUGAUGCCUACGACCGAAUGUGUUUCUUUGAAACGAUGCUGCUACAGACGAUCGGCUUCGACUUGGUGCUGGAGAUGCCGCAUCCCUAUGUCCUACAACAAAUGGCAGCGCUGGGUGCCGUGGGUGAGCUACGUGAAGCAGCUUAUUUUUUCGCUUCUGAUGUACUUGCAUAUACGGAUUGGUCGAUCCGCUACACGGCAGCCGAGAUCGCUGCUAUUGUCGUGUACGCGGUCUGCAUCUGGGCAAACCAUCCGUUGCCCGACAUGAGCGUCAAGCAGCCGUGGUUCCAGGUGCUCGCCCCGCAGCUCACAGAGUCCGCUUUGCAGAGUAACGAACAAUUGAUAAACACCCUCUACGAGAAGCUUGCCACGACGGACCGGCCAAGAAAUGUGAAGGAUCGAAUCAAGGCUGCGCUGAAGAAGAAGACCGCCGCUGCCGCCGUUGAAGCCAAUGGUACUCCGCAAAACCGGAAGCGCCCUCACGACGGUUCC
Molecule: messenger RNA, 891 nt
Organism: Mesorhabditis spiculigera
Lineage: Eukaryota; Metazoa; Nematoda; Chromadorea; Rhabditida; Rhabditidae
Source: the annotation of a GenBank genome assembly